Messenger RNA from Cryphonectria parasitica EP155, 998 nucleotides. RefSeq lists its product as uncharacterized. The coding region runs from base 147 to 401 and encodes 84 amino acids. NCBI's taxonomy places the organism in Eukaryota, Fungi, Ascomycota, Sordariomycetes, Diaporthales, Cryphonectriaceae. The record is from RefSeq and is a predicted model, not a curated record. The transcript is spliced from 2 exons.
GCUACUCCAGCAAGAGAACCUCGAAGCACUGCCCACAGCCAAAUUCCCUUCUUAUAUCGUAUCUUGUCUCCUUUUUUACGCACCAAAUCUCCAGUCAACAAGUCAACCAGCGUCUUAUCUGCUUCACACUCUUCAGCCCCGGCAAAAUGGUCCACCCUAUGAUCCCACGCGACCUGGCCAUCAACACUGUUCCAAUGCCCUCUAUUACUAUUACCACCCCAGGGCCCCUCCUCCCUAUGCCGCCCUCUUCUCCUCCAUGCCCCGACCUGUCGUCCAGCGACCCAAAUGUCCGAUCUCGGCCUCUUCCUGGUGUCCGCUGCCCUACCUGCGCCCAGGCCGGCAAGGAGUCCUGGGUGAUUCCCGGCCGUGCAUGCAGCACCUGUGGCACGCCGUGCUUUUAGAGUUCCUUAGGGACGAUAAUCAGCUUUUGGGAGCCUGGGCGUUUGUCUCACUACGUCGAGUCCGGGACGUACACACGCGCACACCGCAGGUACACACACACACACACGCAAAACGCAGUACCCCUUUUGGGGCGGGAAUCCAUGCCCUUAGUCUUAUUCUGAACGACAUGCCAACGAAAACAAGGUUGCUGCCGUAGGCGGGUUUCACUUGCAGAUCAAUCGCUUGCUUUGUUCACGGUACACUUCAGAGGUUGAGGCUUCACAGCAUCCGUUCUACGAUGAAGAGCUUUUUCCUAGGAUUGUUCUCUUUUUCUUUCUUUUCUCUCUUUUCUUCUUCUGUUCUUUCAACUCCACCCGAUUUCCUCUCCCUCACGGGAGCAGUGUGAAGCAUCAAGAGCUGCCAUUCGUUACUUCUCUUCUUAUUUUCAAAUGUCUUGGGAUGGCGUACGGCCAAGGGGGGUUUAAAGGGGACACAGAAACCAGGCUGUAUCUAGAGAAAAAAGUACGGGGACCCGCAUGAGGGCUUGGAAGGGCUGAAUGGAGCACGGAUGAUUAUUUUAUUCUCUUUUAGAUUGAACACGGAAUUACUUGUCUCUG